CGAGCCGAAAAUCACAAGAGAGUGCUCUUCACUAAGCUCGUGGACGCGUAGGACACCCGCGUCGCUGCCCCGGCCCGCGCCCGCGAGCGCGCGAGCGAGCGCCCACCGACGCAGGCACCGCCGACCAGGGCUUGCCCAGUAGAUUGAGCACUGGGCACCCCUGCACCAGAAACACACGAAACACGAAAGUCCCCGGCCUCCGCGACCCCAUAUGGACGCCGCGGCCCACCCCACAAAGCCUUCUACGCCGCCGUACGGUAGCCCGGGCGCCCGCCAGUGCAUCAGUCAAUCAUGUCGCGCGCGGCGCUUCGACGGCCGCGCGGCUGUGAUGGUCGCCUCCGCGCCAUCGACGCGCCGUCUGGCACCCACUCGUGAACCGGUCGACGCGCACGCAGGCGGCCGCGUCAAGAAGCGCCCGCGCCUCGGCGUGACGCGGCCCACGACGGCGUUGCCCUUCGCCGCGUCGUCGCUCCUCGCCGCGCGCCGCCGCCCGCCCGCGGCUGCGGCCGCGCCGCGCGUCCGCCGCGAGCGCUGGGCGUGCACCGCCUGCACCUUCGCGAACGGCGCCGCGCGCACGCGGUGCGAGAUGUGCGGCACCGCGCGGGCGCGGAGAACGGCACCUUUCAUGGUGCCCGCGGAGCCGCCGGCCGAGCCCGAGCUCCUCGACGACCAGUGCCUCGUGUGCAACCGGUCGACGCAGGGAACUAGUGAGGUGCUGCUCUGCGACGGCUGCGACGGCGAGGUGCACCUGCGCUGCGCGGGCUUGGAACGUGUCCCGGAGGGCGACUGGCUCUGCGCCGCCUGCGCGCCCGAGACGAGCGAGGAGGAGUCCGUUCCAGAGAGCGCGCCGAGCGUCCCGGAGCACGAGCUCUUCGAGGCGCCGCGGCCGGAUGUGGGGGAUCGCGUCGACCUCGUCGGGGGCGGCGAGGGCGUCAUCGUGCGCGUGACGCGGCCCGGCUCGUGGUACGACGUCCGCGUCGGCGCUGUCAAUGGUACGGGGCAGACGGGCGAGGUCAUCAAGGUGCGCCGCACGCACGGCGAGUUCCGCGCGUUCCGCGGCGGCCGGGCCGCGACCGUCGCUCGUCCGAGCGCCACGACGGCGCCAUCGAGCGGACGAUCAUUCCGCUGGUGGAGGAGGACGACGACGUGCCAGACGUGUCGCCGGCGCCCGUCGCCGCGCCUGCAGACGCUCCGCCGCCGCCGGUGUCGCCAGCCGCCGCGCCCGCGCCGGCGCCCGCCGCUGUCGAGGCGCCGUCGGCUUCCCGCCCGAAGGACAUCUCGGCGUUCCUGGCGGCGCUGGAGCUCCCGCAGUACGCCGGCGGGUUCGUGGCGAACGGCGUCGACUUCCUGGCGAUCCCGGCGCUCGAGCGGGACGACUGGGUCGAGCUGGGCGUCCCAAUCGGCCACCGCGCGCGCAUCAUCAAGGAACAUAAGUCGCUCCACCCCGAGAUGUGGUGAGUAAGACAUGCAAUUACACAA
This is a messenger RNA of Pelagomonas calceolata, 1479 nucleotides long. NCBI's taxonomy places the organism in Eukaryota, Pelagophyceae, Pelagomonadales, Pelagomonadaceae. The record is from the annotation of a GenBank genome assembly.